Molecule: messenger RNA, 3073 nt
Organism: Gaeumannomyces tritici R3-111a-1
Lineage: Eukaryota; Fungi; Ascomycota; Sordariomycetes; Magnaporthales; Magnaporthaceae
Product: vesicular-fusion protein SEC18
Exons: 2
Coding region: 364-2925 (853 amino acids)
Biological process (GO): SNARE complex disassembly; Golgi to plasma membrane protein transport; intra-Golgi vesicle-mediated transport
Cellular component (GO): Golgi stack
Molecular function (GO): ATP hydrolysis activity; ATP binding
Source: RefSeq, a predicted model, not a curated record
UGUAAAAAUGUUGUUCUCUAUGGUAGUUGCUCAAAAGAGUCGCUUUUCCCGGGAAAAGUGUGACUGCCAUCCAUUUUGGUGUGAAUCUAAUUCUAGUUCAUGGCUCCCUGGUGACCUGGCCUUGUCAUAAUCAAUGCAGUGUGGCCAGUUCCCGAAUCGUGUAGCCACAUCUCCAGCUCCAGCACAUCUUCCUUGCACAACGAACCGAACCGCCUUCCCUAUUCAAACCACCAAACCUCACAACUUCCCAGGCCGGUCCUGCCUUUUUGACCGUCGAAUCCGAGCGCAGACGGUAGAAUCUCGAGCCGAUCAACCCGACCAAGCUGCCCUGCGACACGAACCCCGAUCCGUGAUAAAUAAGCGAUGGACGCCCGGAACAACCUCUUCGGGCAGGGCCCGCGGGCGGGCGGCGGCGGCGGCGGUCUUCCGGGCCGCCAAGUGCAGCGCGCACCCGGCGGCCCGCCACCCCAGCAGGGCUACCCGCAGCAGCAAGGCUAUGGCGGCGGGGGCGGCUACGGUGCUCCCCAGCAACAGCAGGGCUACGGCGGCGGAGGCGGCGGCUACGGUGCACCACCGCCCCAGCAACGACAAGGCGGCGGCGGCGGCUACGGGGCCCCUCCGCCCGGCAACUACGGCCAGCAGUCGGCGGGCGGUCGCAAGGUCCGCCUCCGCCCGGCCAAGGUCGAGGACAAGAACCUGCAGAACAUCUACAUAUUCACCAACAUCUGCGCCGUCUCGCCCGAGGACUUCCCCGCAUCAUCCGGAGAUGGCGACCUCUACAUACGCAUCAGCGGCCCGAUGAUGAAGGGUCAGGACUAUGUCGUCAUGGGCCGCCCGACGCCCGGCUUCCCGCGCGGCGGCAUCGGCCUGUCGGAGCCCCAGAGGGCGUGGAUGACCAUUGGCGUCAUGGACGAGCUCGAGGGCGAGCUCUACGACCCGCUCGGUGGCGGCACGCCGUACCUGGGAUCCAUGGACGUCGAGGUUAGCUUCGCGUCGAGCAAGAAGUUCACGGACGAAGCUUAUGACCAGGAAGAGCUGGAGAAGGCGGUGCAAAAGACCUUCUCGAAUCAGAUGUUUGCGCCGCGCCAGCGGGUGCUGCUCGACAUAAGGAGCGUCCCGCUCAUCCUUGUCGUCAAGACGGUCACGCUGGUUGACCUGAGCAUGGGCGAGAAGUCGGGAUCCCAAACGAGCUCCGACCCGGGGUCCCGCGGCGUGCUGACCACGCAGACAAGCGUCGACUUCUUCCGCGACACCAAGUCACCAAUCAAACUCAAGGCGUCCAGCCGCAAGGCCGCCUCCAACUCCAUCGUCUCGCCCGACUUCAAAUUCGAGGACAUGGGCAUCGGCGGUCUCGACAACGAGUUCAGCACCAUUUUCCGCCGUGCCUUCGCUUCGCGCAUCUUCCCGCCCGGCCUGAUCGAGCGGCUCGGCAUCAUGCACGUCAAGGGAAUCCUGCUCUACGGACCCCCUGGCACGGGCAAGACGCUGAUCGCCCGCCAGAUCGGAAAGAUGCUCAACGCGAGGGAGCCAAAGGUCAUCAACGGUCCCGAGGUGCUGAACAAGUACGUCGGACAGUCCGAGGAGAACAUCCGCAAGCUGUUCGCCGACGCGGAGAAGGAGUACAAGGAGAAGGGCGACGAAAGUGACCUUCACAUCAUCAUCUUUGACGAGCUGGAUGCAGUUUGCAAGCAGCGUGGUUCAGGUUCAGGGGGCGGCACUGGAGUCGGCGACAGCGUUGUCAAUCAGCUUCUGUCCAAGCUGGACGGUGUCGAUCAACUGAACAACAUCCUUCUCAUCGGAAUGACCAACCGCAAAGACAUGAUCGAUGACGCCCUACUCCGUCCAGGCCGUCUCGAGGUGCAGAUCGAGAUCAGUCUGCCGGAUGAGCCUGGCCGUGAACAGAUCCUCAAGAUCCACACCUCCAAGAUGGUCAAGAACAACGUCAUCGAAGCGGACGUGGACACGGCGGAGCUGGCGGCCAAGACCAAGAACUUUUCAGGAGCCGAGCUGAACGGUCUGGUCAAGUCGGCCACGUCGUUUGCCUUCAACCGGCACAUCAAGGUGGGCACCAUGGCGGGCGUGUCGGACUCGGUGGCCGAUAUGAAGGUCAACCGAGCCGACUUCCUCAACGCGCUCUCCGAGGUCAAGUCGGCGUUUGGCGUGGACGAGGAAGAACUUGGGGCGAGCAUCGUUUACGGCAUUAUGGACUACUCGCCUGUCAUCCGAGGCAUCCUCAGCGACGGCAUAGAAUACGCCAACAACGUACGGCAGAUAGAGCGGCUCAAGCACAUGUCGGUGCUGCUGCACGGCCCCCCGGGCUCGGGCAAGACGGCGCUGGCGGCCCAUAUCGCCAUCAAGUCCGACUUCCCCUUCGUCAAGAUCAUCACCCCCACGAGCCUGCUAGGCUACAGGGACGAGGUAGCCAAGAAGGACUACGUGCACAAGGUCUUUACCGACGCAUACAAGUCGCCGCUGAGCUUGCUGAUCCUGGACAAUAUCGAGCGCAUGAUCGAGUGGAACCCCAUCGGCCCGCGCAUGUCCAACACCAUGGUGCAGGCCAUCCUGACGCUCUGCAAGGCGCCACCACCAAAGGGCCACCGCCUGCUGAUUCUCGCCACUACCUCGCGCCGUGGCAUGUUGGACCAGCUGGACAUGAUGGACGCGUUCGACCGCGAGAUUGCGGUGCCGGCGGUCCGGAACCUUAAGGAGCUGGGCGAGGUUCUGACCGAGUCGCAGCUCCUGGAGUCGUCGGACGUCAACGCCUGCCUCAACGGGGUCCAGGGAAUCACGGGCACCGACACCGUCGGCGUUGGCGUCAAGACGGUGCUAACCAUCGCAGCGGGCGCACAGAUGGCCCGGGACCCCGUGGACCGGUUCAGCGAGGAGCUGUCGAAGGCCAUUGUUAGUAGCACAAGGCAGUAUUAGAAUCUAGAGCAGGCCAUGUAGAAAUGAUCAUCUUUCACGACCAGUACAAAAAAUAUGGCGGUUGUACAGGUCCCAGGGAUUAAAAUGGUUAAUGCUACAGGCUUUCCUACUUGUAUUCUUUUGGUUAUUCCUGUUGCCUUUAAGUUAU